CUAACAUAGGAGUUCUGCAGCAAUGCAAACAUUCUAAUCAUGUAAGUUUUUGACAUGCUGAGGUGUCGUGCGUGCCUUUUUAGCUGCAACCUACCAAGGAAGAAAUUUGAAGAAGAAUAUAAUAAGAAUACUGUUUGUAUGUGUGAAAGGUCUGUCAUAAUGGAUUGUGAUUCUGACCCAAAUCAAGACUCUCAAACAGAACUUGCUGAGCGAGUUGCUGCCAUUGAAGUGGAUGAAGAAUGUCAGGCUCCAGGAAGAAUAAAUUCUGAUGAUAUGGAUGGACUGAAAAACAACUAUAUGAGCUCUGAGACCAGUGAGGAUGUAUUUCUUUCUUCCCAAGAACAAAGGGACUUGAGCUCUUUCCAAAGAGCUUCUUCUCGCCCCACUUUGUCAAACAGAAAGUUCUCUCUCCAAGAAAGACCUUCAGGAGGCUGCCUUCCAUCCCACAACCUAGCUUAUGGUCCAUAUGCAACAGGUCCUGCAUCACACAUAUCUCCAAGGAUUGUUCGAAGGCCAACAAUUGAGUCCAACCGUGUCUCCAUCUCUGAUUCAGAUGAUUGUGUGCAGCUGAACCAAUACAAGCUACAGAGUGAAAUUGGCAAAGGGUCAUAUGGUGUUGUAAAACUGGCCUACAAUCAAAGUGAUGACAAGUAUUAUGUAAGCGAAGUUUAAUUUGAUUAUUUAUAAAUUUCAUUUUUUGUGUGAAUAUAGUUGUACUCUGUCCAAUGUCAUCUAAUAUGAUUUGGCACUUGUUAUGCUGUGCUCUGUACAAUGUUUUGCACCCAGUAUAAAGUUAGUUAUUUAGCAUUUGUGCACAGUUCUAAGAGUAUCGGUGUAGGUUUUUCUGGAAACUGAUGUGGUUUCAUAAUAUUACAACAUCACAGCAUUUGCUGAUGGGAGUGCUGUACUACGCAGAAUAAAAACAGCAAUGAUUAAAAAAAGCAAAUCUUGAAACUCACAGGCAUAUCAUUUCAGCUAGUCUGGCCAUGUAAUUAUGUCUUUAGUAUUUCUUUUGAUUACAACUCCAGCUUUGUCAAUUGGAUCAAUAUAUUAUUUGUCCACCUCAAGGUGGGGGUAUCAGUGAAUGAUCUGCUAGUUUGGCAACCUUGCCAACAAGGGGAUCUUUCCGUGUAUGGCCACCUUUACUCAAGAACCCUAAUAAACUGGAUUUGUAUUAAUGAAAAGCUAACUAGCAUGUGACUGUAUAAACAAAAUACAUUUUAAAAAAAUAUGGGACCCAUGGAUCGGAUAUGUGUGUCUGAGAAUGAUGGACACUGCCCUCUUCUCAUUAUGAACAAAUUCUCUUUAGUGACUUCUUGGCACAAUUAAGCAUAAGAGUAAUUCCUGUCCUUUGUUUAUUGCAAACUUUGUUAAUAAAAAUAUAGUAUUCUUUUUUUUCUUUUUCUUUGUUUAAUUUUUGUCAUUUUGAUCGUUUAUCGAGUAAUAAAAAUGUUCUUAUGGUUUA
Xenopus tropicalis (tropical clawed frog) is the source of this 1465-nucleotide messenger RNA. The record is from RefSeq. Lineage: Eukaryota; Metazoa; Chordata; Amphibia; Anura; Pipidae.